AGUGCGGCCAGUGUGUGUGUUUUUCUUCGAAGGCUCGCGCGUUAUCAUCAAUUUCGGAGCGUACGAUCGUGUAAAAAAACGGGACAAAAUCGCGUUGGCCGCCCGAUUACUGUGCGUGGCUUCCGGACUAAACCCGCGAACUUCCGGCAGGCACUGCGGUCGUGCUGGAUAAUGCAUUAAUUUCGUGUGUAUGUGUGUGUUUGCGCGCGCGUGUGUGUAUGCCGCCUGUUUGUGUUUGUGUUUUGUGUGUGUGUGAAAAGUGUUUUCCUUUUUCCUCCCGCGUCCACCCCCUGCGCAAAAGGUUUGUGUUUAGCAUCGUCGUGUGUAUGUUAGCUGGGCUUUGGUAAACAGGAACAUGAUCCUCGAGGAGGGCGGCGAACUUAGCGUCUCUACGCAGGAGCUGCAGGCACUUGCUUCCCUCGACAGCCGUCAGUAUGGAUUCCUGAAGUUGUCGGCACCGGAAAACCUGAAGAAGAAGGCACUGGUGUUGAAGGCGGUCAAGUAUCUCGAGCGUAUGCUGAUCCAAGCGUACAACCAGAAGAAGAAGGCCCACAAUGAGGAGGAAAAAGCGAAGGAAAAGGAAGUUGCAAGCGUGGUGGCGGAGGGCGUUAAAAUCAAGCAGGAAGCAGACAAUCCACUCUGCGACGUCGGUGUUACGAUCGACGAAAGUUUGCCGGCCGAGAUCAUGUCCACCGAGGGCAGUGGGGAUGCGAAACAGCCCUCUACUCCAGUGAACGAGAUCAAAACGGAGGAUGGUGGGGACGGUGGUGGGUCGAAGGAGGCCGGUAGUGAACGGGAGGAGGGAGGUCCAGCCACGGAACUGGACAAGCAAACCGGUGAUGGCGACCGGGAUAUCAGCAUCGAUCCGAAAACGUACUGCAAGCUUGGCCACUUCCAUCUGCUGCUGGAGGAUUAUGAGAAAGCUUUAUCAGCGUACCAGAAAUACUACGCCCUCAAGGCGGACCACUGGCGUGAUGUGCCGUUCCUGUACGGGCUCGGGCUGGUGUACUUCCACUACAAUGCGUUCCGAUGGGCGAUCAAAUCCUUCCAGAAGCUGCUGUACGUCUGCCCGGACUUUGUGCGUGCGAAUGAGGUACACCUGCGGCUUGGGCUUAUGCUCAAGGUGAAUGGAGAUUACGAGCAAUCGCUAAAGCACCUGCAGUUAGCGCUGAACGAUUCGUCCCCGUGCACCCUAGCGCAGCUUGAGAUCCGCUUUCACGUCGCCCAUCUGUAUGAGGUGCAGAACAAGUACAGGACAGCGAAGGAGGCAUACGAGCGGCUACUGGCAAGCAAGCAGCUGACGUCGUCACUGAAGGCCGACAUCUACCGGCAGCUGGGAUGGAUGUACCACACCGUUGAGCUGCUCGGCGACAAGGUGCAACGGGAGCGGCUCGCCAUCCACUGUCUGCAGAAGUCGAUCGAGGCGGAACCGCGCUCGGGCCAGACGCUCUACCUGCUCGGCCGCUGCUUCGCCGGCAUCAACAAGGUGCACGACGCGUUCAUCGCCUACCGGAACUCGGUGGAGAAGAGCGAAGGGAACGCGGACACAUGGUGCUCCAUCGGAGUGCUCUACCAGCAGCAGAACCAGCCUAUGGAUGCGCUGCAGGCCUACAUCUGUGCCGUGCAGCUAGAUAAGUCACACUCAGCCGCCUGGACCAACCUGGGCAUACUGUACGAGAGCUGCAAUCAGCCGCGGGACGCAUACGCCUGCUUCCGCAACGCCACCAUCAACCAGGACCAGCAGAAAGACCGUACGGUCAGUGCGUGCGAGAAGUCAACCGUACCGGCCGCUUCAACCGGCACUACUACAGCGGCGACCGGUGGUGCAACAACCGCAGCCGCCAGCGGACCGUCGUCGGUUACGGCGAACAGCGCGGCCGCGGGCACACCGGAAACGAGCAGCAGCGGCACCCCAACAGGGACAACAGCACCCAAUACUCAGCCGACCGUGCUCGGUGGUGAUCUAAGCAACGGUGGCAACAGCGGUGCCAACAACAGCAACAACAGCAGCAGCAGUAGAUCGCAAAGCCUUACCCAGCGUAUCAAAUUCCUGCAGCAGCAUCUCGGCAACGCUCCUAUGCCGAGCAUAACGUCCAAACGGCGGCAGCUACCGUCAAUUGAGGAGGCCUGGAAUCUGCCCAUUUCCAAUGAGAUGAGUUCGCGACAGCAACAGACCGCCCAGGCACAGCAACGCCAGUUUCAGAAAGGCUACGGACAGGGUGCCCAGUACCAUCCCGGACAGCAGCCGCAACAGCAGCAAGUGGGCAGCAACAAUGGUCUGCCGAACAAACGCUUCAAGCAGGAAGAUGGCAGACCCGGCAGCGGACCAGCUGGUGGUGGUGUGGUCGGAACGGUGGCCGGCCAGCCGGUGCCACCGUUCUACCUUAACCAGCAGCAGGUGUUGCAGCUGCAGUUCCUGCAGAACCAGAACAAUCUGACCGCCCAGCAGCAGGCCAUGCUGCAGACCCUCACCAACCAGUACCGGUUGAUGAGGGAGCACCAGCUGCGCCUUCAGCAGCAGCGAAGUCAGCAGCUGCAACAGCAACAACAGGCCGCCGGGUUCCAGGGACAGCCGCCGCAGCAGGGCGGUAACGGUGGGUUUGGGCUGGCGGCAGGGAACAAGACGCCCCAGUCGGGUAUCGUGCCGCAGACGGGCUUCGUGAACGAUGGCCACUUCUCGCCAGCGACCGGACAGUCGCAGCAGACGGCGGGCAUGCCGUACAAGUCGGCCGGUACGUACGCACCGUCCGGGUUUACGGUGCCGAGCAGUCAGCCAGCGGCGACGACGGCGGGAGGCUUCACACAGAUCACCUCCGGCUCGAAUCAUCAGGCCGAUAUAGCCAUUCAGUCCAUCCUCGACGACAAGGCUACAUUCGCCGAAUCCCUGCUCAAACAGCUUAGCUCACCAACGGGAGACGGCAAAGAUGUGUCCGACCCCUCCACUACCACCACCAGCAGCAGUAAGUCCCCACCGAUAAAAGCGGAAGCAACCUCGACGACGAUAGCGGCAGCCGCCGGCAGUGGUGCGAAACGGCAACUGCUAACCGGCAGCAAGCAGCAGCAGCAUCACCCGGACAUCAAGCUGGAACCGGUCGUAAAGCUCGAGAAACUACCCUCCCCCUCCAGCGGAGGUUUGGACGGAUCGUCGUCCUCUUCCUCCACUUCCUCCUCCGUCGGCGGCGACUUUAAGAUCUCGAUGUCGGCGAAAGACAUCCAGCAGCUGGUGCGCAAGCAGCGCCAGGCGGGCGAACUGAAGGACGUGCCGGCCGUCUGCUCGGUCCUGUCGGCCGAUGCGCCCCCGCCCUGCCCGCCCGAUUGUCCACCGACACGGCUUACCCGCGAACAGCUCCAACCCCCGACGCCGUCCGUGUUUUUGGAGAACAAGAAGGACGCGUUCAGUCCGCAGCUGCAGGAGUUUUGCCUGAAGCAUCCGAUCGCGGUGGUGAGGCAGCUCGGUGCGGCCCUGAAGCUGGAUCUGGGGCUGUUUUCGACCAAAACGCUUGUGGAAGCGAACCCGGACCACACGGUGGAGGUGCGGACGCAGGUACACCAGUCGCCGGACGAGAACUGGGACGGAAACAAGAACUCGAAGGUCUGGGCUUGCAUAUCGCACCGAUCGCACACCACCAUCGCCAAGUACGCGCAGUAUCAGGCGUCGAGCUUUUCGGACAAGAUUAAGGAGGAGCGUGACAAACUGGCCGGCAUCUCGACCGCCUCCACCAACUCCGACUCCGACUCGAAGGAUUCCAUCUCGAACAGUGGCAGUGCGUGCGGCGGCGGUGGCACGGGAGCGACCAGUGGUGGUGGUGGAUCCGGCGCCGGUGGCGGUAACAGUUCCGCUGCCGGCAACGGCAAACGGAAGAAGUGCAAAAACGGUAACAAAAUGUUACGCUUCGGCACGAACGUCGAUCUGUCCGAUGAGCGCAAGUGGAAGGCGCAGCUGCAGGAGCUACAGAAGUUGCCACCGUUUGCGCGCGUCGUUUCGGCCGCCAACAUGCUGUCACACGUCGGCCACAUGAUCCUUGGGAUGAACACGGUGCAGCUGUACAUGAAGGUACCGGGCAGUAGGACGCCCGGUCACCAGGAGAACAACAACUUCUGCUCGAUCAACAUCAAUAUUGGGCCGGGCGAUUGUGAGUGGUUUGCGACGCCCGACUCGUACUGGGGCGGCAUCCAGGCGCUGUGCGAGAAGAACAACAUCAACUAUCUGCACGGGUCGUGGUGGCCGGCGCUCGAGGAUCUGUACGCGGAGAACAUACCGGUGUAUCGGUUCACGCAACGGCCGGGCGAUCUGGUGUGGGUUAAUGCGGGAUGUGUCCACUGGGUGCAGGCCAUCGGCUGGUGUAAUAAUAUUGCCUGGAACGUGGGCCCACUGACGGCGCGACAAUAUCAGCUGGCGGUGGAGCGGUACGAGUGGAACAAGCUCGAAAGCUACAAGAGCAUCGUGCCGAUGGUGCACCUGAGCUGGAAUCUCGCCCGCAAUAUCAAGGUGUCCGACCCGAAGAUGUUUGAAUCGAUCAAAACCUGCCUAAUGCAGACGAUGAAACACUGUAUGCAGGUGCUGGAGUACGUAAAGUCCCUGCACAUAGAGGUCCGGUUUCAUGGGCGCGGUAAAAACGAAGCAUCACACUACUGCGGCCAAUGUGAGGUGGAAGUGUUCAACGUGCUGUUCAUUCGCGAGCAGGAAAAGCGCCACAUCGUGCACUGUAUGGGCUGCGCCCGGAAGCAGUCGCCCGGGCUGCAGGGUUUCGUGUGCCUCGAGGAGUACACGCUGGACGAGCUGAUGCAGGUGUACGAUGCGUUCGUGCUGCAUACACCGCCCCCGCCACUGCCACCGAUUGGAGCACCGCCAGCCCAAUCGCCCCAGCACGUCCAGCAGCCCGCCUCCUCUCCGGCCGCGCUGAUAAAUGUAAGCUCUUCUACUGCCGUCGCCGCCACCUCGUGUUCAUCGUCGUCCGCGUCGGCUGCUGGCGGUGGUGGUGGUGCUGGUGGUGGCACUGGAUCGGUGCCGGUGUCGUCGGUGGCUUCGUAAGCCGCUGCCAUCGCCCCGCCGUCCUCAUCGUUCUUAGCAUCGUUUCGGAAGUGGGAUGGACCUGGGGUGUGGUGGGGUUGCUGUACCAAACAACAACAACACCACCCCCUCCCCAUCCUGCCCAAAACUAUUUUCUCUCGGCCCCACCAAAUUCUGCACUAUGCUGCACUGCAGCUUCCUGCACGAGCGUGCGCGCGCGCGCGCGUGUGCGUGAUACUGUGGUAGCAUUGUUUUACUUCGGUAAGUUUAGUUUUAAUUUAGUUCAAAUGUACGCAUAAUGUGUAUCCCCUGCAUAUAUAAUGUCUCCUUACGGAGAGAAAAGGAGGGCUCGUGUAAAGAGUAUAUAGAAAGCGAAAAACAAAUAGGCUAUAGGCGCAAGAGGGAGAGAUUUAUAUUAGGCACACGCUCGCACCACCCGUCGGUGUGUGUUGUGUGUUAGAAAUCAGCGAAGCUAUAGGGAAAAGAGCAAAGAAAAGAAGCACUUAGGCGCAAAAAAGGCGAACGAAUUAUAUUGUAUAGAAAUGUUUUACAGGGCUAUUAGACUUGUUUUCCUCUUCUGUUUCGUUCAAUUGUUUGAAUUUCAAACCUCCAAAAGACUUGUAUGAAAUUACUAAUUUGCAAAUUACGCUACACUUACGAUUAAUAUUGCUACGACUACUACUACUACGCUUAGUCUCAACCCUGAAACUCUCGUACAGCACAGUUCAGGAAUAUGUGGAUGGCGUUGCGACGAAAUUGUGGAUAUUGUUUUAAGAGAAAAGCGUUGAAAGAAGAGGACACAUUUCCUUUAAAAAGGGUAGAUUGUACAUAUGUAACGCAACUAUCACGCCCCUCCUCACGCCCUCGGUGGUGUGUGUGACUGGCGAUCGUUCAAGUGAGUCGAACAAUCUGUCGAACUGCUCUGCUGCGGAGUGCGCAAUUGUUGCGCAUGGCCUGCCACACGCGAGCGCACUGUAAAGCUAGUUCGCAGCUGCAAAAAACACCACUCUUAGUGUUUAAGUAAAUAUGCGUGCGUGCAUUCGUUUAUAUAAGAGCGGGAGGAGAACACAGAACAUAUGGCACACAGAAAGGAGACGACAACAUUAGAAGCUCGAUUUGAGAGAUCGCCUGUGCCCCGUCGUUUUACAAUGUUACAACAUUAAAACACACACUGUAUCUCACAACCCGCGUUAAAGGCAAUAUUUUCUUUUUGUUUUGUUCUCACAACACCCUUUGAGAGGACACGAUCAUCGCGCAGAGCGAGCGUGAUCCGGUUUAUGUUGGUGAUUAGUGGUUAAGUAGUUAAUUUAUUUCAUCAUCGCAAGGUGUAGCGUAUUGUAUAUGUAAUGUGUAUUAAUGUGUAUCUAUUGGCAGCGAUAUUUGACUCGAAUCUGCCAUUUUUUUUUUAAAUAUGUGUUAACAUCGCUCUCGUUGUGUAUGUGUAUUGUGUAUACUCAAAUUAGAUCAUGUGUUUUCUUAUGUGAUGUUCUCCUUUCUUUGUGUACGCUCUUGUUUGUUACGUUACAAUACAAACGUUUUAUGUGUACUGGUUUUGUACUCUCUGCUCUGAGUUUUUGAUUUUCUUUCUUGAGAGGGAUUCGUUCGAGGGGUGGUGUCCCGGUAUUUGUGUGUCUGUUUCCGAGUCGUCUCUCGAGGAGAGGGGUGUAUGUGUGUCCUGUGUAUCGGGCCUGUUCUGUGUAGCGUGUUUGUGUGUGUGUGCGUGCGGCGCAGUGGUUAUUCGAGUUUUGGAACAAAUUAUUCAAAUAAUUCCUCACCUAAGGCUUUUGUGCAACUAAAACACGCACUCCAAGUGUGUUGUGUACAUUAUGCCCUUCCAUGUGAGAUGUUUUUCUUGGCAAAAAUAUACCUUGUCCUGUAUUUUCGGUCCGUUUUAGAGACUCAUUUGAAUGAUUUGGUUUUCUUUUCGUAUCGGAAACAAGUUCAUCUGAAGGACGUUGUGUUCGGUUUCGUUUGUUGAUCCUUUGAUUAAUCCGCCAUCUGUGUAUCAAACAAAAGCUAGCUUGCCAAACAAACAAAAAAAAAUACAUACGUAAAACUCUUACACAGGCACGAUAAAUGAAAAUGCAAUAAAACAAAAUUAAGUAAAGCAAAUAAACUGCGCAUACAAAUGAAUCCACAAACAUGAAUAGUUUACAACCAAAAAUAUGCCACUUGUUGUUUGAUAAUUAUGUGAUGUGUGGUGUGUGUUCAAGUAUGGUACGAAAAGAAUUUAGCCAACAAUUCACUGCAAACAACAACAACAACAACAAACAAAUUAAACUCAGGAAUAAUUGUGUAGACAACAAUCUUGCCUAACCAACAAAUAGACAACAACAGAAAAUUCCCUCACUCUCUAUCUCUCUCUCUAAGCAAGAGAGGCCCAAAUAGAGCAAUGCUGCCACUGGUUUAUAUAGGGGAAGCGAAACUGUAGGCCAAUAAAGAACGGCGUAACCUCUCGAUAAGUUAACAUUUUUGAUAACGCUCUUACAAAACUGGCAAGGAAGGAGGAAAAGAAGGUGUGGGUGAGAUACUUUGAAUGUGUCCGGUGAAACGAUCGAGCGAUCUCACUCAAUGAAAAAGUUAUAUAAAAGCUAAUGUUUUAUACAUCGGUUCUGAGUGCCUAACGAAAGGACUGUGCCGCCGACCCACAGGAUUCAUUUUGAAGGUGUUUCAUCUUAUAGCAUUGGGUUUUGCUUUCUGGCAAACAGCAGUUGCUGUCGCUUCUUUCGUCCGAUGCUCAAGCGGGGAUUAUAUGGUUAAAAGAGUAACAUUUAUUUCUAAAUUACUUUAAUGGAGUUAAGUUACGAGCAAAACUCUUUGAUUGAUCUCGAAAAAAGGAAAAGCCGCUGAAAGGAAAAAAAAUAUAGCAAAGAAUGCGUCCAAUAAGCGCUCCCUUUUACAUCUCUUGAAUUCGUGAGGUGAUCGUGCGCGCGGGCGGUCUCGUCAGAGUCUGCAUUGUUACCCCCAACACGUCUUUCAUGUAUAGUUUUUAAAAACAAAUACUUUUUUCUUUUUCGAGUAUUUUGCAAACCAAUCAUGAAAGUACAGGUCGAAAAAGAAGCCCAAAACAAAACCCAUCAGAACAUAGCAACUCGAUGAAGGUAUGCGUGUACGAUGUGGUGUGGUGCUGUGAGCGUAUUGUAUAGGAUAUAGAGAUAGAAAAGGUAUGGCAGGAUUGUUUCUUCUCGAGGUUGCUUGUUUGCAAGUGUAUCCUUUCUUAGUUGAAUUUUGACUCCACUGUUGGUUCCUAAAAGGAGCUUACGAACACAUUGUUCGAACACGAAGCUUUUCAAAAAAUGUCAAAAAUUACGAUCCACGAUCGUUUAGAAAAUCGUUUAGUGGAGCUUGAAAAACUUUACCCUUUGCUUUCGUUUAUCAGAUUUAGAUGAUUGCUAAUAGACACCCAAAUUUUGAGCUAAAAGCCUUUCUAAAAAAGCAAUAAGAAUGUGCGGUGGGGGAAAAGAAAGCGAUUUCGGUUAAAAUUUACUUCCAUUUCACGUUAGUUUCUUCUAAAAAAAAUACUAUCCACCAUCCAUCCACUUCGUUCGUAUCUUUCCAACUAGUUGAGAGAGAAUUAACGCAAGAGUAGGAGGCACAUUGGCGUAAUAUAAACUGAGCCAAUCAACCUGCUUUGUACAUUGUUUAAAACUACGUGUGUGAAAAGAGCUAUAUUUUGUGUGUGUGUGUGCGCGAAUGGUUCCACAAGCCCCCCACCCACCAGGCAGGCUCACAGUGUGUAAGGGUGACAAAUACACCUCGAACAAAUUGCUGCUGGGGGUGGAAUUGUGGAUCUCACACAACAAAACUACAUUUUUAUGAGUGCGUUUAGAGCGUGUGUGUGAGUGAGUGUCUGUGUGUGUGUGUGGUGCGAUCGUGUGCGAUCGUAUUUUUAUGAUUUUAUUUUCCAUUAAGUCAGAGAAAAGAAAUAAUUCGAAAGGGAAAGAAAAGCAAGCUAAAUAUCGAACUCAAUUAGGGCAGCACAACCUAUAGCAAACAGAAACAGUCAGAGAAAAGGUAAAACAUAUAAAAGCGAACCACAAUUGUUGUAAUGUGGGAACACACAGACUAGCAAACACGGACUAGAUUCUUUCGUUCAGGUGCUAAUAAUUCGACGAAAAUACAGGGGAUGCUUGGAAAAUUACAUUCUUUUACUUCUAGCAAGCGAACAACACUUCCGAAGACAGCUAUAAAGAAGACGGGGUCAUUUUUUUGCGCAAGAAUUGUCUCCCAAUCACCAUAAUAUGCCGUAUUUGAACGACGGAUGUACUGCUAGUGAGCGCGCGCUUGUAUUUGGAGCAGGUGGAAACCGUGCCCAGUUUCACCCGAACUCUGAUACACUUUUUCUUCUAUCAUUUUCCCCCUUAUCAAUCCGGUAUGAGGACACAUCCGGUUUUGUAGUAAGAUGUUAAGAGAGGGGACUUGCCCAGUUGUUUUAAACCAUCCCCCCGUAUAAGAUGGAUGGAUAUACGUUUGGCUCUCUGUCACGGCCACGACGAUUCUCCUUACAGCAGAAGACAUCCUAUUGUGAACGUGAUGCUUUUGACGACACACACUCACACACUAAUGCCUGGAUGAUGCGUCAUGCGUCGUCGAGCGAACGUGAUCAGCGAACAGUUUGUUGUUGUAUCGUUUUGUUUUGUGACCGUUUUAUGCUUUUUCUAUGCGACGGUGGUGGUGGGGGUUGGGCAUUUUUGCUAUUUAAAUUUAUAAAUGAACCCAAAAUUUACAUUAAAAUCAUGCCAAAAAGGAAAGGGACUUCAAAUUUUCCAUUUGCACACUAUUCUCAUGAACCAACAAAACAUACCUCCCAUUUCCUUCGAAAAAAAAAAAAAAAAAAACAAAUUAAAAUUAUUCCCUUGGAAUGUGUGGUUUUACUUUAUACUACAAUGCAAAAACGGCAUAGAAAGUGAAAAGGUGGCAACAGAAACAGCAACAGAAAUGAAUGGGGAAUCGUCUGGGUUUUUGCUUAUAUUGUUCAAACAAAAAAAAAAAAGGCCCAAAAAGGAAAAGGAAAAGGAUCUACUACUCUGUUUGCAAAGAAAAAUGUUCUGCAAUUUUAACGCAACGGGAUUUUGUGUUACUAAUUGGGUUCCGCGAAAUUGGUGCGUAAAAAGGUGUGUGCGUGCAAAUACCACAGAGACACAUAUAAGUUUAAAAGAACAAAAAAAAAAACGUGUACAAAUGAAAACAAAGAAUAAGAAAUAGAAUUCCGCAAAGAAAAAUUGCAAAAUAUUAUACAUACAUUAUAAUGGAAUGAAACCAGUAGAUCACUGCCAUUUUGUACCAGGGACACAUACACACGCACGGUGCGAACUAAUUUGCCUUGCCUCUGGCUGCUGACCGGAAGGGGGGUUUUUUUGUUGGUCCAAAGUGGUGAGCAUCAGUUUUUCCGUGGCCGUGUGUGUGUGUGUGCUAUGGGCAAAGAGUAAUCAAACGUGGGUGGGCGUGUAAGCGUAUAGAGAAAGGAAUAAGAGCGCGACGCCGUAGGUAAAGAAAAGAAGGGGUAUGUUGUGUACAGGAAAGCCGAUCCAAGGGUACAUGAUCAGAGGACAGAGAGAUUAGAUUCACAUUUUUAUUAAUUAAUGAAGGAAAGGAUCGUGUGUGAGUGGAAGUGGAAUGAAUGAAUGAGCAGAAAUGGUUGCAAAAGGAAGUACGAAUGAACGUUGACGAAUGAUAAGAUGAGUGUAAGAUUAUUGAAUGUCAUUUAGUAUCGAAGCGAAUGAAUGUGUUUGUAUGAAUGGGUGGGAGAUGCAAUCACAGGGAAAGCAUUAGGAUAAACUCAAAUAGGACAUAUGGGAUAGCAACGGGGAAGUGGGAAGAGAUUGCGCCGGAAACGGAUCGACCAUGUUUGUAUAAAGUAAAACAAGUGUGUAUAAUUCGACACUAUUUUUCCUCCACCUUCCCCAAAUACACAUGAUAAUCACACAUGAUCGUAAAAGUAGAAAAAUCGUGUGUAUGUAUGUGUGUGUGUUGGAUUCCUCAUCAUCAUCAAUUGGCAGAUUUCAAUUUUUACUGCUAUUACUUAACAUCCUUCACUCCACACUUUGCACAUUUCACAUCGCUUCACAUAUUGAAUUGGCUACGAAGAACGAUGGGGGAAUGUUAGCAGGGAGAGAGAGAGAGAGAGAGAGAUGUUCCUCUAUUAUUGGCUACAAUUGGCGCAUAAGUUCUGUGUACACCAAUGCUGCAAAAACCCCUCUCGAGAUGAGCACACUCUAUCUAUACCCCAUGUGUGCAGAAGGCGAAACAAAAAGGUGCUAUAAGCUGAUUUAACUUAACGCAUACACACUUUAAGAAUUGGCUAAAGACCGUAUAUGGGUAAAACCAAACAAAACCAAAAGAAAACACACAGCACUUUAUCGCACUUUACAAUGAACAAGAAAACAAUUUUACUAACAUAAUGUAUCAUAUAUAAAAAAAAAAACGCCAAGUGCAUCAUCCCCGCAGAACCUGUAAGCACUCUAUCUUUGAAAGAGAGAAAACAGUGUGGGCCAAUAAUCCAUGUCUUUCAACGCAGGUAUUUAGACACGCGGCAGGGGUGGUUGGAGGUUUUUUAAAAGCAAAGGGGAUAAGGAAACGAUUCACCGAACUGUAGAACCACAAAGUCAUUAAAAUUGAUUCGCCACACAACAAACCUAUUGAUUGAUUUGCAGCUUUUAUAAAGUUUUUUUUUUAUCAAAACAAAAACCGCACACAAACAAAACACACAGCAAAACUUGAUACAGGAAAGAGAUAGAAGAGCCACACACAUAGAACGCCGGAUACUGCUUGGACACGGAAGUGAAGGUUGCCGAAUAUGAUACACGACAGUAAUGAAAAAUUACCUCAAACUGCACGGAGCAAAGGAGAGAAAAGAGGGAGGGAGAUUACAGGAGGAAUAAGGGAGGAAUAUACAACACAUUUAUCAACUUAGUAGACACCGCAACAUAAGUAUCACGUUACAGCAUACACACAUAUUCAGAGACGAGACAAAAAAUACGUACGAAUAAGUAUACUUACCAGGUACGGGCAGCAGUAGCAGUACUAAUACUACUACAAAGUAUGCUUUUAUGAUGCUACACAGAGAACAAAAAACAAAAAAAAUCAUAACUCGUAUUUGGCGGGUAUUCCAAAACUUUAAUAACAUAUUAGACGCUAAAACCGAAAUCGAACACUGAAUCAAAGUUGUGAAAUUUGCAAAUCAAUUACUUCUCUUACUAAAACAAACCAGAAACUAAAUGGAAAGAGCGAUACAAAAAGGAGACAU
Molecule: messenger RNA, 12257 nt
Organism: Anopheles merus
Lineage: Eukaryota; Metazoa; Arthropoda; Insecta; Diptera; Culicidae
Gene: Utx
Product: histone demethylase UTY
Exons: 13
Coding region: 356-5032 (1558 amino acids)
Biological process (GO): regulation of gene expression
Cellular component (GO): MLL3/4 complex
Molecular function (GO): chromatin DNA binding; histone H3K27me2/H3K27me3 demethylase activity; RNA polymerase II cis-regulatory region sequence-specific DNA binding
Source: RefSeq, a predicted model, not a curated record